ACAACUCAGCAGUGUGCAGACAGAGGUUUGGGGAUGGGGCUGCUGCUCACUGAGGCCAUGGGACGUGAAGUUCCUGUGGGAAUGCUGGCCCUGCAGAGGGGAUGAAGCCCUGUCAUGAGGCUGUGUGUGCUGCUGAGGGACACUCCACAUCACCAUGAAGGUGCUGCUGAGCAUAGGGCUGUUCCUGAGGGCUCUUCCCAAGCCCACACGCCAACACCACAGGCUGUGUGGCUUUAUCUGCCCAGGAUGCUCUCUAUGCACUUUCCAGGUCUGGGUCUGUCCCAGUUGGGAGCCCACCAGCGCUGCCCUGGGGGCACUGGGGCCAGCCCGACUGUUCCCUCUCUCCCUGCAGUGAGGAGCUCUGUGCUGUGUGCUCCAGGCCCUGCAGCUGGAACGCUGCCUUGUCCCGGGAAAGCUGGGCUCAGCAGGUUGGUGAGUGGCCCCGCUCACAGCAGAGCUGCUGAAGCUUCGCGAACAGGCUCGCACUUCCCUGCAUCCUGCCCUAGGGAGCCUCUGGGCUUUGGGCUGUUCCUGGCUGUCAGGGAGAGGUGUGGGGGGGCAGAGCGUGGGGCAGGGACAUGCAGACCACGUUCCAGGAGGGAUGGCUGGGAACAGGACGAGGCUGAGCUUGUGCAAAACGGGCCAGAGAAGCCGGGUGCCUGCACAGGGGUUGUCCUCAUCCCCCUGGGUAAGGAACCAGCUCUCACCAGCCACCCCUUGGGUUGGGUGUGCACCAGGGGCUGUGCUGAGAGCCCCCGGGACACUGCCGUCGGCUGACCGUGCUGCUGGCACAAGAGGCUUCCUUUGGCUCACCCAUGGUCUUUCUGAAGUGCUCAUCCUGUGUCCUCAUCCCCUCCUUGAGGCAAGGUGGGCUGCGGAGCUCGGGAAGCUGCGUGGUUCCCAGCCCCUGGUGUGAUGUGCUGACACCAAGACUGUUGUCCUGCUGAUCCCAAGUGCUGAGCUAAUGGCAUCUCUCGUCCAAGCUGGAGGCAAUAACUUGUGCUCUGGCUUCUCCCCCGUUUCCUGUGCUCACAGCCUUUGGCUGAUCUUCUGCAAGGCCCUUUAUGUGUGUGCCUCAGUUUCCCUAGGGAAACUUGCCUGCCCCCAUGGUGGGGCUGUGUCUGCAGCUAUGAGAUGACUUCUCCUCAUGUCCUCACCUUGCAUUUAGCUGCUGGAGCCCUCUUCCCCACCCGAGUCUGUCCCUGUCUCUCGUUGCAGUCUCAAACCAUGAACUACGUGGGGCAGCUUGCUGAGACCGUCUUUGUCACGGUGAAGGAGCUGUACCGGGGCCUGAACCCCACCACGCUGACGGGCUGCAUCGACGUGGUGGUGGUGAGGCAGCCCGAUAACUCCUUCCAGUGCUCCCCAUUCCACGUGCGCUUCGGGAAGCUGGGCGUGCUGCGCUCCAGGGAGAAGGUGGUCGACAUUGAAAUCAAUGGGGAGCCUGUAGACCUGCACAUGAAGCUGGGUGACAAUGGAGAGGCUUUCUUUGUCCAGGAGUCAGAGGAGAGUGAGGUUGGUGAUGAAGAGCUGCUGCUGGGCAGCAUCCCUUCCCACCUCUGCACGUCACCCAUCCCCAUGGAGCAGAGCCUGGAGGAGGAUGCUCGUGGACAGGAGGACACCAGCACUGAAGUGACCUUGCACAAGAGGAGGUGACGCAGGAGAAAGCCCAGGAGGAAGGAAGGGUCAGACUCACUGUUAGAAGGCUGCGAGGAGACCAGAAGUGGGAUGUCCAUGGAGGAGCCAUGUGAGCUGCCAGCCCCAAGUGAUUCAGUGUAUUUCUCCUUUGCUGAUCUCCCUGAAGAAAGAACCAUGUCACUGCAGUCCCUGGAGAUGCACCCUUACUCUGAUGGGGAGCUGGCCUCUGUGGACAGCCCCUCCAUGAGCCAUCCGUCCUCUCCUAGAAGUGAUUCUGAGCUGGAGAUCAGACCCCAGGAGAGCUUCCCUCUGGGGACUGAGUCCCACAUGCAGUGGACCUGGGGAAGGCUCCCUCAGGUGAAUAGAUCCGAAUGGGUUGAACCAGCCAAGUCCACCAAGAGCAUUGCUACUGCAGAAACCACAAUCUCUGUGGCACUGGCCCCAGAGGAUGAGGUAACCCAUCUUGUUGCCACCUCUGAAGGUCUGGGAGCAGAUCUGUGCCCAGCAGGACCUCAGGCCAUACCGUGUUCCGCUGCUGUGUCUGUUAUGGAGCCAACACCUGCACCACGGCAUGGGAACAGCUUCCCCAAGGAGCAGGAUGUCCCCAGGGCUGUGAGGGCAGAGACCUUGUUGGACAUCCCCUUGCCCCCACAGGCGGGAGGCAGGAGCGUGGUGCCUGAGGUUCAGCCAGAUGCUGCUGUGGGGCAGGUGAACUUGGAGCGCCCUGAGCCCCAUCUGGGAAGCCAGAGGAGACAAGGUGGGUGCUCCUAUGUUUUGAAGAGACAUUCGUCAGCUCCCCUCCUUUCAGUGGAUCCCCAGGAAGGAGCCAUCAGCAUUCCCCCCGUGGCUCCCAGUGAGUUUUACCCGGCUGAGGAGCAGGCAGCUCGCUGUCUCCCCAGGAGUGACCCGGAGCUCAGUUCAAAGCCCGUGGCAGCCCCCAGCAGCGCUGUUUGUGCCCAGCUGCCCCUCCAUGUGCCUGCUGAGAGCCCCGCGGCCGCCCUGUCCCGGUGCGGAGGGCUGGGGGGCAGCAGGCAGCUCUCUCACGGGAAGUUCAUGGAGCGUGUGGUCUCCUACCAGCAGUUUGCUGAGAACCCGGGGCUCAUCAAUGACCCGAACCUGGUGAUACUGGUCCACAAGGAGUAUUACAACUGGGCAGUGGCUGCUCCCAUGGUCCUGUCCCUGCAGGCUUUCCAGAGGAACAUUCCUGAGAGCACCGUUGACCAGCUGGUGAAGGAAAAGAUGCCCAGGAAAGGCAGCAGGUGGUGGCUCUCCUGGAGGAGGAGAGAAUCCUCAUUGGAGGAGGAGCAGCUGAGGCCAGGGAAAGCCAAUGUGGGGAUGCUGCAGCCUGUCUCUGCUCAGCAGAGGCAGGAAGAGGGGUCAUCCUGUGAUGAAGAGCCCCUGUGCCCCGGGGACAUAUUAGCAAUGGAUGCUCCUGAACAGAAAUCUCUGCCAACCUACAAGAAAUCCCUGCGGCUGUCCUCUGAGCAAAUAGGAAGGCUGAACCUGCAGGAUGGCCCUAACGAGGUGGCGUUCAGCGUGACAACCCAGUACCAGGGCACGUGCCGCUGUGAGGCCACCAUCUACCUGUGGAACUGGGACGACAAGGUGGUGAUCUCUGACAUCGAUGGCACCAUCACCAAGUAAAGGGCUCUUCUCUCCCCACACAUCCCUGCACCUGGAUCAGGUGAAGCCAGGGAGAAGCAGGAGGAUGGUUGGACCUCCUCGUGUUCGGAGGCGCAGGAGGCUGCCCUGCCCGAGGGCACGGCUCCGAGGGCUCCCUGCUCUCCCGCUAGGAAUGGCUACAAGUUCCUGUACUGCUCAGCCCGAGCCAUCGGCAUGGCGCACAUCACCAAAGGCUACCUCAAAUGGGUCAACGAGCAGGGCUGUGCGCUCCCCAAGGGCCCCAUCCUGCUCGCCCCCAGCAGCCUCUUCUCUGCCUUCCGCAGGGAGGUGAUUAAGAAGAAGCCGGAGGCGUUCAAGAUCGCCUGCUUGAAGGACAUCCAGAACCUGUUUGCCACCCAGCUGCCCUUCCAUGCGGCUUUUGGGAACAGAGCCAACGAUGUCUAUGCUUACAAGCAGGUUGGCCUGCCAGGGAGCCGCAUAUUCACAGUCAACCCCAAGGGAGAGCUGAUCCAGGAGCUCGCAAAGAACCACAAGUCAACGUACGAGCGGCUGUCGGAGCUGGUGGAGCUCAUCUUCCCUCCUCUGGGCCAGAGCGGGAGCAUGGCUCUGGUGUGCCCAGAGUACAGCCACUUUGCCUACUGGAGACCCCCACUGCCUGCUGUUGACUUGGGUGCCUUCUCCUGACCUUGUUGCCUGUGGAGACCUGACCCAGGGCUCUCCUGUGCAUCCUCUGCCAGGAUGGGAUGCUCCAGAUGCCUCUGCUCAUCCCUGCUUGCUGCUCAGGCACUUUGCACUUCUCGCAGGGGUCAUGUUCUGCACUAGAAACACCCAAUGGGGCCCAGAGAGCUCUGACUCUACACAACCUGCAUUUACUAAAAUUAAACUCCUGUAAGCUGGGUCCCUGCUUAAUGUUCUUAACACCUUUAAAGCCUGGCUGUUCAUUAAAAGUGGUGGUGGGUCA
This is a messenger RNA of Pezoporus flaviventris, 4222 nucleotides long. It is a transcript of the gene LPIN3, whose product is annotated as lipin 3. The transcript has 19 exons. Gene Ontology annotation, cellular component: nucleus. Gene Ontology annotation, biological process: triglyceride biosynthetic process; fatty acid catabolic process; cellular response to insulin stimulus. Gene Ontology annotation, molecular function: transcription coactivator activity; phosphatidate phosphatase activity. The record is from RefSeq and is a predicted model, not a curated record. NCBI's taxonomy places the organism in Eukaryota, Metazoa, Chordata, Aves, Psittaciformes, Psittacidae.